UAACUGUAUAAGACGAAAACAAAAACUAUUUUUUUUUUAUAGAGAAUUAGUUGGUAUACUCUAAAUCGAAGGUAUUUUUUCUCUCAUCAUCUUCGUCACAUCGUCAUCAUUAUAAUAUCAUCAUCACCGUUAUCAUUAUUUCGUCGCGUUUAAAUAUUGUUGAGGAAUCUAGGAUCUGUAUUUCGAAAUGUUUCCAUAAACAUUUCCCCUUCUUUGUAGAACAUUCAAGAAUUUGGUUAUGUCGUAAUGCUACAGAAUAGAUUUACAUUACACUAUCGAAUUUCUCUAAGAUAGAACGUAUUUUUUAGUAUUUUACACACAUCUAAAUGUUUAGAAUGAAACUUUAGUUUUUUUUUUUUAAGCACCUAAUUGAAAUUUAUAAAAUUUUAAGCCGUACAGCGUAUACUGUGACAUUGGCUGUUUAAAAUAGUAAUAAUAAUACCAUUUAUUUUUAUUCUCAACAAUCACAGAUUUUAAAUUAAAAUGAAACUUAAAGUCAAUGAGGAUCUACGGAAAGAACGCGAAAAGUGUACAUUUAAUAUUGAGGAACUUACAAAUUUUUUGGACGGAGGUGCUGAUAAAACAUUAAGUAGAAGAAAACUCGAAUCCUAUUUUCUAUCUGAUCUAAAUUUGAAAGAUGAAAUUCCUAUGGAAUAUCUAAGUCACAAAGAACGUUAUGAAGCGGCUGUGCGUAAAAGUUGUAUUUUAUUCAAAAAAGUCAAUGAGUGGCAACAAAAUGAUGAUAGCGGUAGCAAUUCAAUGGAUGUUUAUAAGUCACUUCUUGGUGGAUCAGUUGGUAGUGCAAUAAUAAAGGAUGGUUCACCUUUUGCGGUACAUUAUGUCAUGUUUAUACCAACAAUUAUGGGUCAGGGCACCUUGGAGCAACAAGGAGAAUGGGUUGGUCGAGCUUUUAGUAAUCAGAUUAUAGGCACUUAUGCUCAGACUGAAUUAGGUCAUGGAACAUUUAUUCGUGGCUUAGAAACAAUUUGUACUUACGAUCCAGCUACAGAAGAAUUUGUUUUGAAUAGUCCUACAUUAACGUCCUAUAAAUGGUGGCCUGGUGGACUUGGACAUACUUGUAACUAUGCAGUUGUGAUAGCUCAGCUUUACACCCAAGGAAAGUGUCAUGGUAUACACCCAUUUAUAGUUCAACUCAGAGAUGAGGAAACAUGGAAACCAAUGCCUGGCAUAAAAAUUGGUGAAAUUGGAAGCAAAUUAGGUAUGAACUCAACUAAUAAUGGAUAUUUAGCAUUUGAUAAUGUGAGAAUACCUAGAAUGAAUAUGUUGAUGAAAAAUGCCCAAGUUCUGAAGGAUGGUACAUAUAAAAAAUCAGUGAAUGAUAAACUUACUUACGGUACUAUGAUUUUUGUACGUGUAGUAAUUGUUAGAGAUUUAAUAUCAAGUUAUAUAUCAAAAGCUGCAAUAAUUGCAACUAGAUAUAGUUGUGUCAGAAGACAAUCAGAACUCAAACCUGGUGCUGGUGAACCUCAAAUUUUGGAUUACCAAACACAACAAUAUAAAAUUUUUCCAGCUAUUGCCAUUAGCUUAGCAUACAAAUUUUCUGCAUUGUGGCUUUGGAAUGUUUAUAAUGAUGUUACUUCAAAAUUAGAAGAAGGAGAUUUAGAACGAUUACCUGAGUUGCAUGCAAUGGCUUGCUGUUUGAAAGCUGUUAGUACAGCUGAUGCUGCUGUUGCAGUGACAACAUGCCGUUUAGCGUGUGGAGGUCAUGGAUAUAUGAAUUGUAGUAAUUUCCCAAAUAUGUAUGCAAUGACUUCUGCUACUGAAACGUAUGAAGGAGAGAACACUGUGCUACUUUUGCAAACAGCUAGGUAUUUGAUGAAAGCAUGUCAAGAUGCAAAAUCUGGAUUAAAAUUAACUGAAACUGUAUUGUAUUUAAAUAAUUUCAAGAGCUUAAGACGUAACAACUGGAACACAAAUUUGGACUGUAUUGGCAAUGCAUUUUUACAAGUCGCUGGAGGAAAAAUUGAGAAUUGUUACUUUUCUAUUAAUCAACUAAUCAAUUCUGGAAUGUCUCAAGAAGAUGCUUGGAAUGAAACUUCUAUUAAAUUAGCCAAAGCAACAGAAGCGCAUUGUAGAGCAUUUGUAAUACAAUGUUUUAUUACAACAAUUAAGACGUUAAAUUUGUCUACGGAAUUAAUGAAAAUAUUAACAGUUCUAUGUAAAUUAGUAUGCACUCACUGGAUGCUUAAUCAGAUGGGUGAUUUUCUUCAAUAUUCAAAUCUAAAACAAAGUGACAUUCCCUCCAUACAGUCUUUGUUAGAAGAAUGUUUAAAACAAAUUAGACCCAAUGCAGUUGGUUUGGUUGAUAGUUUUGAUGUUCGAGAUGAAAUACUGGGAUCUGCUUUAGGAGUUUAUGAUGGAAAUGUUUACGAGCGUUUAAUAGAAGAUGCAAAUAAAAGUCCAUUGAAUCAAGAACCUGUUAAUGAAUCUUUUCACAAAUACUUAAAACCUUAUUUAAAAUCAAAUUUAUAAGAAAAAAAAGUAAAAUUGAAUUGAUUAUUGUAGGUAUUUACUAAGAGAAUUCAAAUAUUUGUAUGCAACACUAAUAUAUUUUUCUUGAUUCCUUUAUUAUGAUUUAUAAUUUAUUAUUGUUUAGUAAAAGUAAAUAAUGUAAGUGGGCUGCAGAUCAUGUGGAUUAAUUAUUAAAGUGAUUAAAUAAAAUUUAUUUUAUUUUAUAAUAUUAUCAUUAUUAUUACGUUUAUUAUGACAUUAUAUAUAUAUUUAUAAAUUGUAAUUCUGUUAUGGUAAAUUGUUAACAAUUGAAUCGAAAUGUAAAUGCAUUUGCCAAUUUAUCCUUUAUUUUUCUUUAUUUAUUUUUGUACUUUAUAUAUUUUUUUGAAUAUUAAUAAAUUCUAUUGGUGUAUUUUAUAUAUUAAUGAGUUUAUGUCAUGUAUCUUCAAAAUAAAAAGCUUAUUUUAGAACAAAA
Molecule: messenger RNA, 2947 nt
Organism: Rhopalosiphum padi (bird cherry-oat aphid)
Lineage: Eukaryota; Metazoa; Arthropoda; Insecta; Hemiptera; Aphididae
Gene: ACOX1
Product: probable peroxisomal acyl-coenzyme A oxidase 1
Exons: 13
Coding region: 484-2493 (669 amino acids)
Biological process (GO): fatty acid beta-oxidation using acyl-CoA oxidase; lipid homeostasis
Cellular component (GO): peroxisome
Molecular function (GO): FAD binding; acyl-CoA oxidase activity; fatty acid binding
Source: RefSeq, a predicted model, not a curated record